This is a messenger RNA of Striga hermonthica, 870 nucleotides long. Lineage: Eukaryota; Viridiplantae; Streptophyta; Magnoliopsida; Lamiales; Orobanchaceae. The record is from the annotation of a GenBank genome assembly.
AUGGGUAGAGACAGAGACAGGGAUAUUUCUCGGUCGCCGUCGUACCGGAGGAGAUGCUCCCCAUCACCGUCUCCGGUGAGGUAUGGGCGCCGGAGCCGGAGAAAUAGGAGCCGAUCCCCUCAUUCCUAUAGCAGAAGACGAAGUCGUUCAUCAUCUUCUCGGCUCUGGAAAAGUCGCUCCCCCAGUCUGAGACAUCGUAAAAGUCGCUCACCCAGUCUAAGACGUCGUAAAAGCCGCUCUUUCACACCGAAAAGGAACAAGAGACAGAGGAAAAGGAGCAAUUCAUCUUCACCCUUAAGUUUGUCUCCAAGUAAACGCACUGGUACAAAGGACGACAGAGAUGCCACUGAAAAAAUAAGAAAAGAGGCUGAGGAAAAGAAAAGGCUUCGAGAGGAGUUAGAACUAAAAUUAAUAGAAGAAGAAACUGCGAAGAGAGUAGCACAAGAAAUUCGUAAGAGGGUUGAAGAGAGCCUAAAUACUGAGGAGAUCAAUCAUGAAAUAGAGAGGCGUAUAGAGGAAGGUAGGAAGAAACUUUUUGUUGAGGUUGCAGAACAACUUGAGAGAGAAAAAGAAGCUGCUCUUUUAGAGGCUCGGCAGAAAGAGGAACAAGCACAGAGAGAGAAAGAGGAGCUGGAAAGGAUGUUAGAUGAGAACAAGCGGAAAGUGGAGGAAGCCCAGAGACGAGAAGCUCUGGAGCAGCAAAGACGAGAGGAAGAACGCUACAGGGAAUUAGAAGAGCGGCAAAGACAGAAAGAAGAGGCCCUCAGAAGGAAAAAACAGCAAGAGGAGGAAGAACGUGCUAACCAGAUGAAGCUUCUUGGCAAGAAUAAAUCCCGUCCCAAAUUGUCCUUUGCCCUUGGUUUGAAAUGA